GCGCUGUCUGGCGGGGCGCAGUGCGUAAGAGAAAGAUCACCCGAGACGUUGCCCUGUGAAGAAUGCCUUCUGCCUCCGUGAAGCUGGAACACCAGGGGUCCCAAGACGCCCUCGACCCCUUCCACAAAGUCAUGAACCUCGUCGAGAAGAAGACCCGCAACCUGGAGAAGCGCAAGAACAAGCUGGAGCAGUACCGGGUGGACCUACAGGCAGGAAAGCAGCUGAAUGAGGAUCAGCAGCAGGCCGUGGCUAACUAUGAUCGUGUGUUGGGGAACCUGGAGGUGGUGCGGGAGCUGAACCAACAGUUCACUGCCAUCUUGACUGACCACAACAAGCUCAUGAAGAAACAGGCGAAGAGAGAACAACUUGAGAAACAGCAGGAAGACAUCAACAAGAUGAAGGAUGUGUUUAAGUUUCAGGAAGCCCUGCAGCAGUUGGUGCAGGAGGAGGUGCGGGCUGACUUCCUGGCAGGGACCAAUGGUGCAGUACAAGUUUCAGCAGAAGUCCUUGACAGUCUACAGGUAGUUCAGAAGUUGACCACACCAACCAGAGUUGCAGGACAGUCAAUACCAGAGAUGCAGAAUGACAUGAAGAAUGCGGCGGAGCACAUGGUUCUGUUGCGGGAGGGAAAGAACAAAGAAGUGGCUGGUAGCACGUACAAGGCUCUUCUCAACAUGGUGGAAGAGAUAGCAAACUGCCCCUACCCUGAAAGGAAGCCGACCGUCCCAGAAGAAGAGGAGGAGGAGGAGGAAGAAGUCGAGGAGGAACAAGAACCACACCCUAUCGUGGAGACAGAGGAGGUUGUUCCUGAGUACACAAAUGGUUUGGUAGGGGAAGAGGAGGAGGAGGUCUCUGUUGUUGCUGAGCUAGUGAUCACUAGUCCUGUCACAGAAGGUCCCCCUCCUGGCUUGGCUCCCCCCUCAGCAGGACCUCUUCUCUCUCCCUCCCUGCCCCAGGAGCCCACUGGAGUCACACAAGCACAGGAAGCUCUGGCAGCAGCCAUGGCACAGAUGAAUUCAGCUGGUGUGCCUGGGGCCUCCCAGGUGGCAGCUGUAGCAGCAGCAGGUUUGCCACCUGCUCCAUCCUACUUCACACAGGCACCUCCACCUCCUGUGCCUCAGACACAACCUCCCCAACAGUCUGCACCACAGCCACCCCAGCCAUCUCAGCAACCACAACAGCAACCACCCCAGCCACAGCCACCCCAGCAGACUCCACUACAGCCUCCACCCCCUCCACAGCUACAACCAAUCUCUCUGAAUGAUCUUGUUGCUCCUGGAAGCUUUGACUUCCUGCAGGAAAGUCAAGUGGCACAGGAACCUCCCACUGUGUACAUGGACCCAGCAGUGGUUUCCAUUGGCAGUAUCAAGACAGAUUCAGUCACUCAGAGAUCUGUUUCCCCUGUUCCACAGCCACCCCAGCAGGUUUCUCCGCUGGUUCCUCCUAGCCAGGAUCCGACACAUCCAUCCAGCAUCCCCACACAGACCUUCACCAACCAGUCAUACAACGUAGCCUCCUACUCCCAGGGUGUGCCUGUCUACCCCAGCAACACAGUCGUUGACAGCACACCCAAUCCCCCGCCCCCCAUCCCCCUGCCACCGCAGGCUCGGCCGCAGGAGAAGGUAGAAUUCAAUCCUGAAGCAAGCCCUUGGACAGGUCAGCAGGUUCCUCCCCCACAACCCCCAGCACCUCUCAGCAAUGUACCCCAGCCACCCCCUCCACAGCCACAACAGCAGCCACCUCCAGAGGAAGAUUGGGGUGCCCAAGAUAUUCCCAUGAAUGGGGGAGAAGAGAAGUGGGGCAGUGCUGAUGGCGGAAAUUGGGGGGACUAUGAGGAGGUCCAGGGAGGAGGGGGUGGUCCCCAUAAUGGACAUGGUGACUAUGACAGAAGAGGUGGCUUCCGCGGCAGAGGCCGAGGCUUUGGCCGAGGAAACUUCCGUGGUGGCCGUGGCAAUUACCAGAACGGCCGUGGAGGCUACGGUGGAUACGGGGGGUUCCGAGGUGGUCGCGGAGGAAUGGGAGGUGGCCCUCGAGGAGGCCGGGGAGGGUUCAGGGGGCAGGGCAUGAGAGGUAACUUCCGUGGUCGAGGUGGUCCUGGUGGUGGUGGGUACCCGGGCCCCCGUGGACAAGGUUACCAACAACAGUAGUAAAACAAACCAGUCCAUCUGCUGCGAGUGUUGACUGUGUACCACAGUGUUGUGGUAGUGACUGACGGUGCUGCUGGCUGCUUCACCCUGGUUACGUUAGCACUGAACGGAGAGACAGUACAUAGGGCAUUCUUGACGGGACAAUGUGUGUGAUAACCAUAAAAGUGAAAAAUAUGCCAAAAAAGAGAAGGAAAAUAUAAAACUUGGAAUUCUUGCGAAUUCUGAAAAAAAAAUAAAAAUCACUUUCAACUAUUCCAUGACUUGUCAAAGUUAUAACUUUUUUUUUUUGUAAUAUUUAUGGAAGCACUUGGUGGUGUAUAUGGGGGAGGGGUGGAGGGUACAGUUAUGCUCUCCCCUCCUCCAAGGACCGCCUCCUCUACACUAUUCAGCUGUCAACGCUUCCAAUACAUUAUCCAUUACUGCACCCUCAGAGUUUCUAUUAUCCUUCUAUAUCCUGUUAAUUCUGAGGGUUGAAGGAGCCUUAGUUACAACAAUUGUAUUAUUACAACUAAAGCUCAUGGUUAACUUUAGUUUUAGGCACUUUUUUAUGAGUACCAGAAAUGAGUUGUGGAAUAGAUCAAACCAAAUAUUUCAAAAUGGAACAAAUAAUUUUAAGUGAAUGUUAGGGUGCUUUCUUUUCUUACUGUGAGGCUAAAAAUUUGCAGGAAUUCAUAUGCACAUUGAUGCCUAUACUGGUGUACAAUUAUAUUUACCAUCCCUUGCCUUAUUUCAUAAUGGUCAGUUAGUAUAUAUUUGUACAGUGCAAAUUUAAACUUUUUGUUUCCAUGAACUAUGACUUCUUGAACAUGCUAAGGACACCUUAGCUACAAUAACAAUGUGAUUUUUUUUU
Molecule: messenger RNA, 2997 nt
Organism: Eriocheir sinensis (Chinese mitten crab)
Lineage: Eukaryota; Metazoa; Arthropoda; Malacostraca; Decapoda; Varunidae
Product: caprin-1-like
Exons: 5
Coding region: 63-2147 (694 amino acids)
Cellular component (GO): cytoplasm
Molecular function (GO): RNA binding
Source: RefSeq, a predicted model, not a curated record